Messenger RNA from Bradysia coprophila, 797 nucleotides. RefSeq names its product serine/threonine-protein phosphatase alpha-2 isoform-like. Gene Ontology annotation, molecular function: protein serine/threonine phosphatase activity. The record is from RefSeq and is a predicted model, not a curated record. Gene Ontology annotation, cellular component: cytoplasm; nucleus. Lineage: Eukaryota; Metazoa; Arthropoda; Insecta; Diptera; Sciaridae.
AUGGAUAACAAUGCUAGCAUUCACGGCGACUCAGGCAGUAAAGCGUAUCCAAUGUCCGCACGAUUUGAGGCAUUCUGUCCCUCGUUAAAAAUAAAAGUCUUUAAAGUUAGAUUCGCGGAUCGAGAAAAUUCUUCGUCCCAUUCAUUAGGUGAUAUUCAUGGUCAAUACUACGAUUUGAUGCGUCUGUUCGAGUGUGGCGGUUUCCCGCCGGAAUCAAAUUAUCUCUUUCUGGGUGAUUACGUAGAUCGUGGAAAGCAAUCGCUUGAAACAAUUUGCUUACUGUUAGCGUACAAAAUCAAGUAUCCAGAGAAUUUCUUCCUGUUGAGAGGAAAUCAGGAGUGUGCUAGCAUCAAUCGAAUUUAUGAAUUUUACGAUGAAUGCAAACGACGAUAUACUAUCAAGCUGUGUAAAACGUUCACGGAAUGCUUUAAUUGCUUACCCGUUGCAGCUAUUGUUGACGAGAAAAUCUUCUGCUGUCAUGGCGGAUUCAGUCCAGAUCUGACAUCGAUGGAACAAAUUCGACGCAUUAUGCGACCCACCGACGUACCAGAUCAAGGUUUAUUGUGCGAUUUACUUUGGUCGGAUAAGGAUACAAUGGGUUGGGGCGAAAAUGAUCGCGGUGUUAGUUUUACAUUUGCGUAGAGGUUGUUAGUAAGUUUUUGCGACGACACGACUUUGAUUUGAUAUGCAGAGCGCAUCAAGUCGUCGAAGAUGGUUACGAGUUCUUUGCGAAACGACAGUUGGUUACGUUGUUCUCUGCUCCGAACUAUUGUGGUGAAUUCGACAAUGCAGCUACG